AUGACAGCAUUAAGUUUGCAGGCAUUUAGAGCACUAGAACAAAUAGAAGCGGAUUUGGACGCAGCCCGAAUCCAGACAGCAGCCUUGGCAGCGCUCAUUGCACCCGCCACAAAAAUGUUCCAUUUCGAUGAUGGUGCUAAUACGUUCGAACUAAGCAGUCCUAUCCUACUGCAACAUCUCAGAAACCUAGGUUUUUUUUUCCUUUCGUUCUCUACGGAAGUCGCUAAUAGAGUAAUUAGCCAGACAUGGCUCAGUACAGUUGUAACUGAUCCUCAGCAAGAGCGUCAAAUUAUUUCCUUGAUGAUCUUAGAUAGACAUCGUUUGAAAUGCAAGUGUUAA
Molecule: messenger RNA, 339 nt
Organism: Loa loa (African eye worm)
Lineage: Eukaryota; Metazoa; Nematoda; Chromadorea; Rhabditida; Onchocercidae
Exons: 1
Coding region: 1-339 (112 amino acids)
Source: RefSeq, a predicted model, not a curated record